Amborella trichopoda is the source of this 861-nucleotide messenger RNA. The record is from RefSeq and is a predicted model, not a curated record. NCBI's taxonomy places the organism in Eukaryota, Viridiplantae, Streptophyta, Magnoliopsida, Amborellales, Amborellaceae.
UUAUCUCUCCUCUUGCUGUUCUUCCGUACAAGUUCUCCAAAUUUUGCAAUGGUUUCCUACUCCAGCAUUAAUUACAAUAUUUCAUUCCAGACGAAUCCAGUCAUUUUUGAUGGUCCGAACCCUUCAUACUCGAAAUGUGCUCCUCGACCUUGUUAUCAGAGAGAGGACCACAUUCAGGGGUGCAACAGUGGCACAUGAUCGGUUUCAGCCUUUCGUCAAGGUUUCUUGCAGUAUCAUUCCAGCCUGUUCCACCCAAGAACUACAAACACUAGAUAGCACCUUCUUCUUCAUUCUUAACGAGUUUCAACUCAUGGAAAUACCCUCACAGAUCAUCCAUAGCCUUUCUUUGGAGAUUGCCUAUCGGACAUGGAUCCUAACUGACUCCCUCCAGGGGUCUGGCCUGGAGGUUCACGUAGUUGUCGAUAUUAAUGGAGAGAGAGAAAUUGUCCAAGUUGAAGAAGUGGAAACUGGGUAUCUUGAGUUUCUUAGGAUCAUUGAGGCCUCACAAGAGGAUUAUCCUGCUAAACCAGUUUCUAAGUCUGUCGUAGAGGCCCUAAAGAGUGCAGAUAUCGGGGAACAAGAGGAGGUUACUUGUGCAGUGUGCAUGUCUGAGAUUGAUUCUUCCGAUGCUGAUACGAAGGUGCUUCCGUGCUCUCACAGGUAUCAUAGUAGUUGUAUCUUCAAGUGGUUCGAGUCGAGAAAUUCGUGUCCUGUAUGUAGGUACCAGUUGCCUACUGAGUAAGAUUUCUAUCUUAACCACCAACUAACGAUUUGUCCGAAUCCGAAGCCCUCCACUAACAAUUUGCCGGAAUCCGAAGCCCUCUACUAACAAUUUGUCCGAAUCCGAAGCCCUCCACUAAC